This is a messenger RNA of Suillus subalutaceus, 315 nucleotides long. RefSeq lists its product as uncharacterized. The record is from RefSeq and is a predicted model, not a curated record. The annotation marks the transcript as partial. Lineage: Eukaryota; Fungi; Basidiomycota; Agaricomycetes; Boletales; Suillaceae. The transcript has a single exon.
AUUCUAGCCAUGGGCAAUCGUAAAAUCAGUGCUGAUCUCAAAGAAUGUGCGCUAAACCUCUGGAACACAGGCUGGGAAACCAAGGAUAUUCGCGAUGCUCUGGGAGUCUCCCGCGCUAGCAUUUACCACUGGGAAGCAAUUUUUGCAGAGUAUGGUGCUGUCAACCAUCCCCCUUCGCCAAUACGUGGCCAGCAGCUUCAUAUCCUCACCCGUGCUCUCAUGACGGCCUGUGAGGCCUUGUUUGCUGAAGAAUCAGACCUCUACCUCGACGAAGUUGUGACAUGGCUGGCUUUGACACACGACAUCAGCAUUUAG